AUGCAGUGCUCUGCCUUGCGCAAGAAUGGUUUUGUGGUGCUCAAAGCCGGCCCUGUUCAUCUGGUUGGUAUCGAUAUCUUUACUGGGAAGAAAUAUGAAGAUAUCUGCCCUUCAUCCAACAACAUGGAUGUGCCCAAUAUCAAGAGAAAUGAUUUUCAGCUGAUUGGGAUUCAGGAUGGUUACCUGUCACUGCUCCAGGACAGUGGGGAGGUGAGGGAGGACCUUCGUUUACCUGAGGGUGACCUUGGCAAGGAGAUUGAGCAGAAGUACGAUUGUGGAGAAGAGAUCCUGAUAACGGUGCUGUCAGCCAUGACAGAGGAAGCAGCUGUUGCAAUCAAGGCCAUGGCAAAGUAACUGGCCCCCAGGGUGGUGAUGGCUGCAGCAGCCGCAGCAAUCGAACGCCUGAAGAGGCCUUCCCUCUCCUCCCCCAGCCUGGUCAGGCUUUGGCCGCACCCUGGCUGGACGCCUACUCUUUCUUUUGAUGUUUUAUUUUUGGUUUUUUUUUUCUCAGUCCGGGGACUCCCCCACCCCCACCCCCUUAGUCCAGCCCUAUCUCCCCCGAUCCCUUGGACAAGAUGGGGGGCAGGGCCUUGGUAAAACUGCCCCCUUCUUUCCCCCACCUCACACUACAGCCCUGGUGGGGGAUGAGGGGAUGGGGGGCUCUUGAGAUUUAGUUUUUUCUUUUUUAUUAUUCAAUCUGGAAGCAGAAAGCUGUGGAUUCUGGAUUCUGCAAAAAUCCUCUGCCCCCCUCUCCCUACCUAUCCGGUCUGGCCCCCUGGUUCCCUAUACCUCAACCUAGCACCACUCCCUCCUUCAGCAGGGGACAGACUCCCUGCCCCCCCC
Molecule: messenger RNA, 843 nt
Organism: Dromiciops gliroides (monito del monte)
Lineage: Eukaryota; Metazoa; Chordata; Mammalia; Microbiotheria; Microbiotheriidae
Gene: EIF5A
Product: eukaryotic translation initiation factor 5A
Biological process (GO): positive regulation of translational termination; positive regulation of translational elongation
Molecular function (GO): RNA binding; ribosome binding; translation elongation factor activity
Source: RefSeq, a predicted model, not a curated record